AUGGCGGCAGACGGGGCGGGCUCCGCAAAGCUGGGGGGCGCACGGGUCCCGCUCGUGGAUGCUCGAAUUCUUGACGCCUGGAUCUCGAGGAGGCCCCCCCUGAUCCCGGUCGAGAGGCAGCAUCCUGAGGCGAAGCAGGACACCGAGACGCCCUCGCAGCGCCAUUGCGACUGCUCCGACAGGGACGACUUUGGGCUCGACGAGUUUGUGGGCAGAGACGCCCAGGAAGAGCCAGAAGUGCCGAAGGGGCCCUCCGCCGGAGGAGACUUCGCGCUCACCAGCAAGCGGCUCGUCUUCCACACGCAGCUGAGCUCAACGGCGGGCGGUCGUCUUCCGCCCCGAGCUGAUCUGGCUCAGCACCGCGCAGUCGCGCGCUUGGUGAGCGCAUCUGGCGAGCUCACGGUGGCGUGCUCCAAGGCAGCGUAG
Prorocentrum cordatum is the source of this 426-nucleotide messenger RNA. The record is from the annotation of a GenBank genome assembly. NCBI's taxonomy places the organism in Eukaryota, Dinophyceae, Prorocentrales, Prorocentraceae.